UGUGUGUGUGUGUGUGUGAGCAGCCAGUCAGUCAGCCGCAGACCAGCAGGGCGAGCAGACGUGCCGCCGGACCCGGAAAAGCAAGCCCGCGGCGGGACACUUUUUGCACCUCCCCUCGCUGACUUCCCCCGGAGUGCGAGCACUUUUGUCCGGCUUCGCAGCGCCGCUCUUCCCCGCUAUGGAUCAUCACGCGGCCCGGACCAGACAACACACGCCGCAUCAAAAGUUCUGAUCGUCCACAACAAUUGGAUCGUUGCAGAGAAGAUUUUAGGGCAUUUUUUAAUUUUAUUUAAUGUUUUCGUUUUUUGGAGUUUGUCUGCAAGCUGGUUGCCACAUGUGAGCACUGACAAUUUGCUGGUUGCCACAUGUGAGCACUAACAAUUUGCUGGUUGCUACAUGUGAGCACUAACAAUUUGCUGGUUGCUACAUGUGAGCACUGACUUUUUGCUGGUUGCCACAUGUGAGCACUGACUUUUUGCUGGUUGCUACAUGUGAGCAGUGCCAUGUUCUCUCUCAUGGGGUGACCCACAUCGCGCUCCUGAGAUGUGACCGUGGGAAUGGCCUCUUCCUGCACCUUCCUCCAGGGCGGCGUCAACGGUCUCGAAUGAAUCUUUGCCGCGAAGCCGCCGUGAUCCGCCAGCCCGUCGCCAUGAGGAGCAAAUACUCGCAGUACUACAACCGGACUCUGAUCCCGUACUACUACGAGCUGGCCAAGAACAUGACCAUGGAGCAGCUGGACAAGCGCAACAAGGACAAGGAGGGUCUGAGCGACCCCAGCAUCAUCAUCGUGGUCCUGUGCGUGGUCAUCAUCCUGGAGAACCUGCUGGUGCUCGUCGCCGUGUGCCGCAACAAGAAGUUCCACUCCGCCAUGUUCUUCUUCAUCGGCAACCUGGCCUUCUCCGACCUCCUGGCGGGCUCGGCGUACAUCGCCAACAUCUUCCUCUCGGGCUCCAGGACCUUCGACCUGGUGCCGGUGCAGUGGUUCAUCCGGGAGGGCACGGCGUUCAUCGCCCUGGCGGCGUCCGUCUUCAGCCUGCUGGCCAUCGCCAUCGAGCGCUACAUCGCCAUCACCAAGGUGAAGGUGUACGGCUCCACCAAGACGUGCCGCAUGUUCCUGCUCAUCGGCGCCUGCUGGGCCACGUCCAUCCUGCUCGGGGGGCUGCCCAUCAUGGGCUGGAACUGCAUCGACAACCUCCCCGAGUGCUCCGCCGUGCUGCCGCUCUACUCCAAGAAGUACAUCCUCUUCGUGGUGACCAUCUUCAGCCUCAUCCUGCUCUCCAUCGUCAUCCUCUACGUGAAGAUCUACCUGAUCGUACGCUCCAGCCACCAGGAGGCCACCAACUCCCCCGCCUACGCCCUCCUGAAGACCGUCACCAUCGUGCUGGGCGUCUUCAUCAUGUGCUGGCUGCCCGCCUUCACCAUCCUCCUCCUGAGCUCCUUCUGCCGGAUACAGCUGUGCCCCAUCCUCUCCAAGGCCGACAUCUUUUUCGGCUUCGCCACGCUCAACUCGGCGCUCAACCCGGUCAUCUACACGCUGCGCAGCAAGGACAUGAGGAAGGAGUUCCUGCGCGUGCUCUGCUGCUGGGGGGUGCUGCAGAGCGGGCGGCCCGCUGAUCGGUGCCUGGUGCCGCUUAAGAGCUCCAGCUCUCUGGAGCACAAACACGAACACCAGACCACGCCCAUCAUGCAGGACUGUACCACCUGCGUGUGACGGGUACCGGACCACGCCCCUUAAUGCAGGACUGUACCACCUGCGUGUGACGGGUACCGGACCACGCCCCUUAAUGCAGGACUGUACCACCUGCGUGUGACGGGUACCGGACCACAGCCCAUCGUGCAGGACUGUAUCACCUGCGUGUGACGGGUACCGGACCACGCCCCUUAAUGCAGGACUGUACCACCUGCGCGUGAAGGGUACCGGACUACAUCCCAUCGUGCAGGACUGUACCACCUGCAUGUGGCGGGUACCGGACCACGGCCAUCAUGCAGGACUGUACCACCUGCAGGACUGUAACACCUGCAUGUAACGGGUACCGGACCACGGCUAUCGUGCAGGACUGUACCACCUGCAUGUAACGGGUACCGGACCACGGCCAUCGUGCAGGACUGUACCACCUGCAGGACUGUAACACCUGCAUGUAAUGGGUACCGGACCACGGCUAUCGUGCAGGACUGUACCACCUGCAUGUAACGGGUACCGGACCACGGCCAUCGUGCAGGACUGUACCACCUGCAUGUAACGGGUACUGGACCACGCCCCUUAAUGCAGAACUGUACCAAAUGCGUGUGACCGGUGUCACCGACAAUCAAAUGUCAGCCAUGUUGGGGUGUGCCACCACUUUUCCAAUCACCAUGGCUGUCAGAAAUGUGAAAUAUUUCAUGGGUACUCUGAUGGAGUCAUUUCCAUGUGUGCUUCCCCUCCCCCGCUAUUAGAAGCCAAAAAGAAAAAAGCUUCAUAUCACACUCUGAGUGUGUGUGCAAUGCCAAGCCAUCAUUGUUGCACUUUGUAGAUUUUAUCACCAAAAAAACAACAACUUCCACUAAUAGCCUGCAAAAUUGCAGCGUCAGAGCCGGAACGGUAAUCCUUUUUGCUGCCUUUCCCACAGAACACGAGGACUUUCAUUUUUAGACAGCACUACUGUUAACACCACAGUGUGUGUCAAACAAGAGUUGGGUGAUAAACUCCACUCGCCUGUCCCCUGUCACACAGGUCGUGUCCCAUAUCUGUUUCGGCUCAGGUGCUACCUUUUAAAGACGGAAAAUUCCAGGGUUGACUAGAAGGAAAAUAGGAAGUGUAAGAUCCUGCAAAAUUGCAGCAUCAGAGCCGGAACGGUAAUAUUUUUGUGGUGCCUUUCCCACAGAACAGAAGAACUUUCAUUUUUUGACACAACAUUAUGUGUAAAACGAGAGUCAGGUGAUAAACUCCACUCGCCUGUCCCAGUCAUCGCCAAAUACCCUUUCACACAGGUCAUGUCCUAUCUCUGUUUCGGCUCAGGUACUACCUUUUAAAGACAGAAGAUUCCAGGGUUGACUGUAAGAAAAAUAGGAAGUGUAAGAGCCUGCAAAAAUGCAGCAUCAGAACCGGAACUAUACAACUCUUGUCACCUGUGCCUUUCACACAGAACUUAUCAUAUUGGGUUAUUUUGCCUUUGUGUGCAUCUUACACUCAGCUAAUUAGAUAAUUAAUUAUUGUUGAAUGACAACAGUGGCUUUCUACAGAGUUUUGGGUGUUAAAUACCCUUUUACACAGGUGGUGUCUUGCCUCUGUUUCGGCUAUGAUACUACUCUCAAAGGCGAAAAAUUCCCAAGUUGACUUUACGCAAAAAAGGACCCACAAGAACAGUAAUAUUUAUUUGUGCCUUUUACACGGAACCAAUCAACACGCGUUAUUGCCACAUUUGUGUGCACUUUCACACAGCAACACGGCAAAAAUGUAAAAAUUACAGUAUUUAUUCUUGUAGAACGCCAAUAAUUGCUUUGAAAACAACAAUUUGACUAAAACGAGAAUUGGGUGAUGAACUCACUCGCCUGUCCCAGUCAACGGUAAUAUUUUUUGUGCCUUUCCCACAGAACGCAAGAACUUGAUUUUUUUGACAGCGGUACUUUCAACACAACGGUAUGUGUAAAACGAGAGUCGGGUGAUAAACUCCACUCGCCUGUCCCAGUCAUCGUCGAAUACCCUUUCACACAGGUCGUGUCCCAUCUCUGUUUCGGCUCAAAGGCUUAAUGACCUUAAAGACGGAAAAUUCCAGGGUUGACUAGAAGAAAAAUAGGACGUGUAAGAGCCUGCAAAAUUGCAGCGUUAGAACCGGAAUUAUAAAACUAUUUUCACCUGUGCCUUUCACACAGGACACAAGAGCUUGAAUUUUUUGACAGCACUACUUUCAACAGUAUGUGUAAAAUGAGAGUCGGGUAAUAAACUCCUGACUAUAAGAAACAUAGGAAGUGUAAGAGCCUGCAAAAUUGCAGCUUCAGCCACAAGAACAGUAUUAUUUAUUUGUGCCUUUUACACAGAACCAAUCCGCGCGCGUUAUUGCCGCAAUUGUGGCCGCUUUCAGACAGCAACAAGGCGCGAUAGUCACAGAUGUCCUACUUCAGUUUUGGCGGCGAUACUACAUCCAAAGGUGGAAAAAAACGUAGAAAAAAAUGUGUGAAAGGGGCUUUGAAUCAGAAUAUUGCCGCAAUUGUGGCCACUUUCAGACUGAAACAAGGGAGAAGAGAGUGUCAGGCGUCACAGAUGUCCUACUUCAGUUUUGGCAGUAAUACUGCAUCCAAAAGUGGAAAAAAACUUAGAAAAAAAUGUGUGAAAGGUGCUUUGAAUCGAGAUAUUGUCGCAAUUGUGGCCGCUUUCAAACAGAAACAAGGCGGGAGAGUCACAGAUGUCCUACUUCAGUUUUGGCGGUAAUACUACAUCCAAAAGUGGAAAAAAAACUUAGGAAAAAAUGUGUGAAAGGGGCUUUGAAUCGAGAUAUUGCCGCAAUUGUGGCCACUUUCAGACAGAAAAAAUGCGGCAGAGUCACAGAUAUCUUACUUCAGUUUUGGCAGUAAUACUACAUCCAAAAGUGGAAAAAAAAUUAGAAAAAAAUGUGUGAAAGGCACUUUCAAUCGAGAUAUUGCCGCAAUUGUGGCCACUUUCAGACAGAAACAAGGUGGGAGAGUCACAGAUAUCUUACUUCAGUUUUGGCGGUAAUACUACAUCCAAAAGUGGAAAAAAAACUUAGGAAAAAAUGUGUGAAAGGGGCUUUGAAUCGAGAUAUUGCCGCAAUUGUGGCCACUUUCAGACAGAAACAAGGUGGGAGAGUCACAGAUAUCUUACUUCAGUUUUGGCGGUAAUACUACAUCCAAAAGUGGAAAAAAAAACUUAGAAAAAAAUGUGUGAAAAGGGCUUUGAAUCAGAAUAUUGCCGCAAUUGUGGUCACUUUCAGACAGAAAAAAGGCAGGAGAGUCGCAGACAUCUUACUUCAGUUUUGGCGGUAAUACUACAUCCAAAAGUGGAAAAAAAAACUUAGAAAAAAAUGUGUGAAAAAGGCUUUGAAUCGAGAUAUUGCCGCAAUUGUGGCCACUUUCAAACAGAAACAAGGCGGGAGAGUGGCAGACAUCUUACCUCAGUUUUGGCGGUGAUACUUUUGUUGUUUUCAUCACUGGUGCUGUUCCGGCUCCGGUGCUACCUACAAAGACAGAACAUUGUCAGGUCAACGUCAUUAAAAAGGGUGGAAAAUGUCCUGAUUCUAACAAUGUAAUUCUAUUAUAACCAGCGUGCAUGGACUAGUCAGAGGAAAAACAGGAUAUUCCCUAUAUAACCUUCCCUCCACUUCCACGUCUAUGACAUCAUCUUGUAGCUAAGCGUGUAUGACAUCAUCUUGUAGCUAAGCGUGUAUGACAUCAUCUUGUAGCUAAGCGUGUAUGACAUCAUCUUGUAGCUAAGCGUGUAUGAUGUAUUCCAGCGCACUAACCCUCCCUCCAUGUCGUUACAACCUCCCUGCUGUGUCUCCAGUGAGUUGUGCUGAAUGUACGCACGGUGAUGAAGAAGUUUGGUGGUGGACAGUAUUACCCAUCUUUGUUUGGAAUGAUAUUGGGGUGAACAGGGCAGCUCACUGUGAAGAAGGAGAAGCGCAACAUCCUGCUUUCAUUUGGUCUGGUGAGCACGGCUCGUAAAAGGUGGGAGAAGAUCUGGUUUCAAAGAGUGUGGGGAGAGCCUUUUUUACCAGGUCAGCAUCGUCCUCUGCGACUUCCUUCUACCGCAGGAAGUUGUUUUAUUUCUCUUCCUGUUUAUAAACAUGUUUUUUACACAGCCAAGUAGAAAUGGUGAAAAGCACUUUGGCAGCUUCAGUGACGUCGUCUUUGUCCCAUUGAGAGGCCUUUUUGUGCCCCAAAUAUUAUGAGCAUGUAUGUAAGUAUGUACAGUGUAUGUAUGAUGAUGACAUGUAUGUACAGUUUAUGUAUGAUGAUGAUAUGUGUGUACAGUUGAUAUGAUGAUGAUGAUGUGCAAUAGCCUCGUGUGUCCUGCCAGUCGCACGCUGCCUGUGUUCAUUCGGUACAAUCUGAAACACUAAUGUAGGUACAUCUUUUCUUUAUUGCAUUCCUUU
Messenger RNA from Entelurus aequoreus (snake pipefish), 6086 nucleotides. RefSeq names its product sphingosine-1-phosphate receptor 2 (gene s1pr2). The record is from RefSeq and is a predicted model, not a curated record. NCBI's taxonomy places the organism in Eukaryota, Metazoa, Chordata, Actinopteri, Syngnathiformes, Syngnathidae. Gene Ontology annotation, molecular function: sphingosine-1-phosphate receptor activity. The coding region runs from base 605 to 1711 and encodes 368 amino acids. Gene Ontology annotation, biological process: sphingosine-1-phosphate receptor signaling pathway. Gene Ontology annotation, cellular component: membrane. The transcript has 2 exons.